AUGGCAAACGGCUCAAAAGGCUCUACCAUUGCGUUGAAAGUGCAGAUGGUCACCGCACGCAACUUCCAGGACGUCCUCACUGAGGUGAACUUCAUCGGCGGCGAAACUGCUGUUCUACGCCAUCCGAACAUUCUCACCGCCAGUCGAUGUUCACUUUUCAAGUCACACACUUCUAAUUUUCUGCGCUGCCACUUUUACAUGGCACUGGCUUUUGAGCCGAUGGCCGAUGGAAGCCUGGCCGACUACGUCUACGACCACUGGCCGGAGCCAUUUGUUGCCUGUUUGAUGUUGCAGUUGUUGAACGCGCUCAGCUACAUUCAUGCACAGGGAAUAGUUCACGACAACAUCAAACCAGACAACAUACUUCUCAACAAUGGCACUGUGAAAAUCACCGACUUUGGCAAGGCGUUUUACCUGAAGGAAGAGCAGGAGGAGGCAAAAGAACAGCGAAACAAAAUUAGCGCCAUUCGGUACACCGCUCCUGAGAAGGCCCGAGCCCGACUGAAUGGUGGAAAUUCAAAACAGGAAAAGUUGUCCACUGCCCUUGAU
Rhagoletis zephyria (snowberry fruit fly) is the source of this 549-nucleotide messenger RNA. The record is from RefSeq and is a predicted model, not a curated record. NCBI's taxonomy places the organism in Eukaryota, Metazoa, Arthropoda, Insecta, Diptera, Tephritidae.